GGCCCACCCCCUCCCGCGUGUGGAAGGGUGACGUGACAUGCAUUUUAUUCUUUGAUCUACAAAUCUGACACACGUUAGCAGAGUCCAAUCCUUUCCGUGAAAUUACAAGACUUCUACAGACGGUGUGACAGAGAACUGUGAAACAGAAUCGACGCACAAAGCGACUGGUUCUCUUUUAACGUGUGAUGGCCAUCAUUGCCACCUGUCGCGAGAAAAUGCUUCUCAGAAGAGAAAAACUGUAAGUGGUUCAACAUCGAAGGGGGUCGUUGAGGAGCUGAGGGGUGGGCAGGAAAGUUGUGACGUCAAUGUUACCCACCAUCGCGGCGGCAGCAGUGGUUGCGGGAAGUGUGUAUGUGUAGGGGGUGGAGGAAGGCCCGAAGAACACCCAAAAGGGACGCACAGGAACCGCUAGAUGGCUAGACAGGCGCACAGGGCAAGAGGAAAAAGGGGGGUGUUUUAACUACCCCCGCCAACCUUCCAACUUCCUCUUCUAACCUCCCUCAUCUCUCUCUUCCCGCGUCUAAUUGGCGAAUGCGGUGUGAUGGAUGCCCGCGAAAAGUCAUCGCAUCGCAACCGCCGGCAACCAUAGAGCUGGUUGCAAGGAGUAAAAACGCAGACCAACUCCGUGCCGCAAAAAGGAGGCGGGCGGCGGCAGCAAGAGCGCCCCCUUGCGGCGGCCGCAGCAAGCAAUGUGACAAGAUUCUGUGCUUUCUUGUGUACAACACUGAAACAUUAAAACUUAAAAUGAAUAUUGCAAUUAAACAGACAUAUUUAACACAGAGGCUGAAGUGAACCUCAAGACGAUAUAUUUAAAUAGAUAAAUAAAAUAUUAAUGGACUUAAAAUUUCAGUGUUGCAUUGUGAAUACAUUUUUAAUUAUAUUUUAUGAUUUAAUAAUUAGGUUCGUAAUUUUCGCAGUGAUGAAAGAGUGAUAAUUUAAGACGCAAGAGAACAAAACUGAGUCGGACAAUUUUUUUUUCUCAUAGCUUGACUCUGUGAAAGGAAACGAAUCUUUGAGGAAGACUAACAGGGAAGACAAUCGAAUUACUUUUUGUUUCCACGUCUGUGACUCCGCUGUGACUUCACUGAGGUCGAGUUUGGUGUGACGGGAAACUCCUUGAUUUUAUUGGGGACGUUGCUAACAGACAAACAGAAGAAGUCUGCAAAGAGCGCGUGUGUAACUUAGUGUUCAGAAAGAGAGGUGUAAGUGUGCGUUGUGGCAGACCGAGUAAGAAAACAAAAGAAAUCGAAUUGUGGAAGGUAACAAGUUCGGUCCAAAAAGAAAAUAGAAGUGAACAUAAAGGACGACAGACUUCUUCAAUGUAGGCCAUAAUCGACUCAGAAUAAACGGAAGCAGACAUGUGGAGUUGUAAACUUAGUUUCGAGUUGACGUUACAGGUAAAAGUGUCCGGUGCUCGGAAAAGACGACACGUUAAGAGUUCUCAGAAGUGAAGACAAGUUAUAACUGUCUUGUGGUAAUUUUUGAAGUAGAGUGAUGCACUUGUCUUCUGAGGUGGGCACACCGACAGCGGGGGCGGCAGCAAGUGACGGCGGUGGAGGCGGCUACAGCGCAAUAACUGCAGAUGUUCUGGCUGAGAGGACACUGGACGGGCUUCUGUCGGAACAUCCUGGUGAACUUGUCCGGACAGGAAGUCCUCAUCUCGUAUGCACGGUCCUCCCGCCGCACUGGAGAUCUAACAAGACUCUUCCCGUCGCAUUCAAAGUGGUGGCUCUGGGGGACGUGCUGGACGGCACCCUGGUCACUGUACGGGCCGGCAACGACGAGAACUACUGCGCCGAGCUUCGCAACUGCACGGCGGUCAUGAAGAACCAGGUGGCCAAGUUUAAUGACCUCAGGUUCGUCGGUAGAAGUGGCAGAGGAAAGAGCUUUACUCUGACCAUCAUUGUCAGUUCCUCACCCCCACAGAUGGCGACCUACAACAAGGCCAUCAAGGUGACGGUGGACGGGCCAAGAGAACCCCGCUCCAAAACACUUCUGAUUGUUGCAGGACAUCAACCAUUUCAUCCUUUCCACUUUGGACCGCGCCCCUUCCACUUCGGCAACCCACUGGACCCAGGACAGAGAGUGCCAGAUCCCCUGGUUGGAAGCCUUCCUUUCAAACUGACAGGGAUCGCUCACCACCUUGGCAUGAGUGGAACGGAGCCCCCGUGGGGACCGUUCGGGAGAGGGCCCGGCGGGUACGCGCACCACUACCUGCCGCCACACUGCGGGGCACCGGCCGGUCUGCACGCGCCCCACUUCCCGCCCCAUGUGCUGGCGCUCACCAACCCCGACCAGCCCCUCAGCUCACCCAACAGACUGUCCUCAGUAUCGGAACCCCAGGGCCGCUCCUCCAGCGACACGACCAUAGGGACUAUGAGCAUUAGUGUGGCCAGUCACAGCAGCAGCAGCACAGCCAGCAGUCAGCCGGCGUCAGGGACAGUCAGGAGCCCCAAACCCAGGAGACAGGGACAGCAGGGACAGCUUACAACAGUUCCGCGGCUCUCACCUACACCUGAAGGCACAACAACGCCUACUCCAACAGGUCAAGAUGCUCCAUCAUCCUCUUCUACCUCUCCUCUAGAGGCCCCACCGCCUUCACCACCCACGAUAAGAUUCGCACCCACAGCACAUCCACACCCUCAUUUUCAUCCCCUGUUACACCACCACCACCACCACCACCACCCUGGGGGUGGACAGCACUCAGCUUAUUUCAGCAGCGCAGCAGCUGCAGCGGCGGCCGCUAGUCUCUUCCUUAACACUCCUCUGCUACCCCCGACGUCACAGUGGUUAUAUUCCCAACUAUACGGGAGUGCGCCAAACCCUCUGCACACACAUCUGCACCCCCAUCUCCAUCACCUAACUCCAACACACAGGCCACCCCUGAUAUUACCCAUAAGACGGACUCCAGUCCCAGAAACUGAAGAGAAUGAUGCACCGGAGGAAUUAGUCACGAACAGGUCCAAUGCGGAAGGGACACGCAGCAGCUCUGCCUCGCCGCCUGCAAUGCCGACCAAGAAAGUGAAGCCCUCAACAUCGCCCUGUGCGACAACUGCGGAUACUUGUAAUAACAAGGGACUUUCCCCGCCUGCUUCAACAGUCACUGCCACCAAGACUACCACGAGACAUUCCGACGUCUGGCGGCCGUAUUAGUAAUUAAAAGUAUCAAGUGGGCCAUGGUGUUUGUUAAAGAGUUCUAUCUGACUUUAAAUCGAAUUUAUUUGGAGACGACAAGUUAAACGUGAUGUGUUCUAGAAUAACGAAAAUACAUUGGUGGCAGCGGUGGGAACGGUGAUGGUAGUUGACAGUGAAGUGAUCAUGGAAGUGACAUAAAUAUUUAUACAGAUGUUAACAGUCUGUAAAUAUGUAUGAGAUCCUAGUUUCUAAUGGAAUGUGAUGCUGUUUUCUGGUUGAUCGGCUAGAUGUACCGAUGUUUCGGAGGAGCCUGUUUCCUCUAUCUUCUACCCUGAAGGUUAGGGUAUUAAGUUCCGUCUAACGUUGCAAUCUGUUUACCAAAUUACACGGUCUCAGAUCUCAGAAGAUUGUAAAGCCGGUAGAAAUAUUCUUGUUCUAUCACAAAAUCUAUGUGGGGGAAGUAAAUUCGCUGUCUUUAAAGACAUCGUGGCUUUCCUCAGUAAUCCUAGAUGAAUGUCAGGAUACUACCUUUAAAUUGACUGUAACUGAUCCCUUAAAUUUGUAAUCUACUCUUAGUUCAUGAACAAACUUCUCAUUAUUAGACGCUGUAGUGCGUCUACAGACCGCCUCUGUGGUCUAGUGGUCAGCGUUCCUGGCUACAGUUCCAGAGGACCCG
Messenger RNA from Cryptotermes secundus, 3811 nucleotides. RefSeq names its product runt-related transcription factor 3. Bases 1495 to 3153 code for a protein of 552 amino acids. Gene Ontology annotation, cellular component: nucleus. The record is from RefSeq and is a predicted model, not a curated record. The transcript has 5 exons. Lineage: Eukaryota; Metazoa; Arthropoda; Insecta; Blattodea; Kalotermitidae. Gene Ontology annotation, molecular function: RNA polymerase II cis-regulatory region sequence-specific DNA binding; ATP binding; DNA-binding transcription factor activity, RNA polymerase II-specific. Gene Ontology annotation, biological process: regulation of DNA-templated transcription.